This is a messenger RNA of Heterobasidion irregulare TC 32-1, 588 nucleotides long. RefSeq lists its product as uncharacterized. The record is from RefSeq and is a predicted model, not a curated record. Lineage: Eukaryota; Fungi; Basidiomycota; Agaricomycetes; Russulales; Bondarzewiaceae. The annotation marks the transcript as partial. The transcript is spliced from 5 exons.
CAGGCCUCGAACGCUCUCCAGGAGUUGGCAACUAUUGCCACCAAUUACGACGUAGACGGUAUCAAUGUUCAUUUCAUAAACGAUAUGGAUUCGGGUAUAGGUCUCAAGUCUUCCGCACAGGUGGCACAGCUAUUUUCGAGAGUCAAGCCGCGAGGUGGAACAAAUUUAGGACGCAAAUUGGAGCUUCUGACUUCCAUAUACAUGGAGAAGAUAGAACGGGCUAACAAGGAGGGUGGCAUGAUGCAAGUGAUGCAAACGUGCAAGCCUGUGAACUACGUGAUAAUCACAGAUGGCCAGCCAACUGACGACGUCGAAGGGCCAAUCACGGCACUUGCGAAACGACUUGAUGAGGGGCGGUUUUCGCUCACACAGAUCGGUCUUCAGUUCCUCCAGAUAGGUUCCGAACCAUCUGCCACAGAUUUUUUGCAAAAGCUUGACGAUAACUUGCACAAGACUCAUAAAGUGCGGGAUAUUGUUGACUGCACUCCAUACAUAGGAGGCCCUAUAACAGCCGAUAUGAUUACCAAAAUUCUACUUGGCGGCAUUAACAGACGAGUGGAUAUGCAAGAUACUCGCGGCUUGGUGUGA